AUGGCCAAUGUCACCAAGCUCAUUCCCACAAAUUAUCUAAUGUGGAAACUCCAAGUUUCUGGCUAUGGUUUGCUUGGUUAUCUCGAUGGAUCCAUCGUGAUUCCAUCUGCCACUACCACCACCAACGACGUCACGCUACCCAAUCCCGAGUUUGAUCUUUGGAAACGUCAAGAUAAUCUGCUGUAUAGUUCCCUCUUGGGGUUUAUCUCCCUUUCCGUGCAGCCACUUCUCUCUCGGAUUACUUCCUCCGCUGCGAUCUGGACAACUCUAGCUGAGACCUACACUCAGCCAAGUCGUGGUCAUGUUCAACAAUUGCGUGAUCAGCUCAGACUGUGGAAGAAAGCUGAUCGUACCAUCGAUGAAUAUUUUCAGGGUCUUACCACUCAUUUUGACACUCUUGCUAACCUUGGCAAACCGAUGGAUCAUGAAGAUCAGAUUGAGCUCAUUCUUGAUGGUCUUCCAGAUGACUAUCGUCUCAUUGUUGAUCAUAUUGAGAGUCGUGAUGCUCCACCUUCACUUGCCUAUGUGCAUGAACGCUUGCUUAACCGAGAAGCUCGUCUUCUCUUUGUCUCGGCUGCGGUUCCGUCAUUGCUUCUUGUCACGACUAACGUUGCCACCAUCGCAACAACAACAACAACAACAACAAUUCCAACAACAACUACACUCGUCACAAUGCCAACAACAACAGGCAGCGAUACUCACCAAAUAAUGGUUCUCACAACAAUCAGCGAGGUUCUCACCCCUAUCAAGCGUCACUCCUCCUCCUCCUGCUUGUCGCAGCAGAGUCCGUUUACACCAUGGCAACCCCUUGCCAAUCUAGCGAUUGGUUCUCCUUACAAUGCUGAUCUGUGGGUUCUGGACAGUGGAGCUACUCAUCACCUCACCUCUGACCUGCAGAAUCUUGCCUUGCACCGUCCCUACACUGGUGGUGAAGAUGUUGUGAUUGGUGAUGGAUCUGGUCUUCUCAUCACACAUACGGGUUCAACAAUCCUCUCUACUCUUUCUAAAUCUUUUGAGUUGGAAAACGUUUUAUGUGUUCCCAAUAUACAUAAAAAUCUCAUUUAUGUUUACCGGUUCUGUAAUGCUAAUCAAGUCUCCAUUAAAUUCUUUCCGGCUUGGUUUCAAGUGAAGGAUCUCAGCACGAGGGUCCGGUUACUCCAAGACCAAACUAAAAAUGAUUUGUACGAGUGGCCAAUCUCCGCAUCUCAAGCUGCUGCGUUCUAUGCUUCACCAACUCCAAAGACGACUCUUUCUUCUUGGCAUGCCCGUCUUGGUCAUCCGUCCGCUUCGGUGCUACAAACAAUAGUCUCUCGUUUUUCUUUACCAUUGUCUUCUUCUGCUUCAGCUCCUUUGUCUUGUUCGGAGUGUCUCCUUAAUAAAACUCACAAGUUAUCAUUUGCAUCUUCUUUUAUUACCUCAGUUCGACCACUUCAAUAUUUGUUCACUGAUGUUUGGACAUCACCUGUUGCCUCUGUUGACAAUUUUAAGUAUUAUCUUAUACUUGUGGACCAUUUUACAAGGUACACAUGGUUUUAUCCCCUACGAAACAAAUCUGUUAUUCAGAGUGUGUUCAAAGCAUUCAAACCUCUGGUUGAAAAUCAUUUUUGGGAAACGACUCAAACCUUAUAUUCUGAUAAUGGUGGUGAGUAUAUCGCUCUCCGUGGCUAUCUCGCUUCCCAUGGCAUCUCUCACUACACUACCCCGCCGCAUACCCUGGAGCACAAUGGUAUUUCUGAGAGAAAACAUCGUCAUAUUGUCGAAACUGGUCUUGCUUUACUUUCACAAGCUUCCAUGCCUCUCCGCUACUGGUCAUAUGCCUUCUCCACUGCGGUCUAUCUCAUCAAUCGACUCCCAACUCCGAGUUUGUCCGACAUCUCACCCUAUCAUAAACUCUUUGCGGUACCACCAAAUUACAACAAGUUACGAGUUUUUGGUUGUGCUUGCUUUCCCUGGCUUCGUCCAUAUACAAGUCACAAGCUCGAUGCUCGCUCCAAACGGUGUGUCUUCCUUGGUUAUUCAUUAACUCAAAGUGCCUACUGCUGUCUCGAUGUUCAAUCUGGUCGUGUCUAUGUCUCAAGGCAUGUUCAAUUCCUCGAGAUUGACUUCCCCUUCCGCUGUUCUGUCCUUGCUCCUGCUACAUCUGAUAAUGGUCUCACACCGACCGCAUCUGUCAUUCCGCUCGUACAAUCGUUCGCCCCGUGCUUAGAUCCUCACCACCCCUCUCUAUCUCCAUCGCAAUCCACAUCAUCCGCCAAUACCACCACUGUUCCAGCAACUCCUUUGCCGCUCAACGCCUCUCCUCCUUUGGUUCUAUCUCCGGCGGUCUCUUCGCCCUCUCCGGUAAAUCUUUCGUCUCCUAUCUCUUCCUCUUCGAUAUCUUCUCCAUCUUCCUCUAAGCCUACUGCUCCCACAGAAAAUGGGCCGCAACCCACGGCCCAUACCUUACAACCACCUCCAAAUUCGGUCCCACAACUAAAUAACUCUCACCAGACCCAAACACAAACACGAGUCCACCAACAAAAUUCAGUCACUGACCAAAAUGAUUCUUCAACCUCACCUUCGUCCCCUACCCGAUCUGUAACUUCCGAUUCAUCGUCUUCCUCCAACACACACUCUGCUCCGGCCAAUGCUCAAGCACCACCACCACCACCAACCAACAUACAUCCCAUGUCUACGAAGGCAAAGACAGGUAUUUCAAAGCCGAAUAAGCGCUAUUUACUCACGGCAUCUCUUCCUUCAACACAAAACGGAACCCCACACUAUUAG
Molecule: messenger RNA, 2766 nt
Organism: Camelina sativa (false flax)
Lineage: Eukaryota; Viridiplantae; Streptophyta; Magnoliopsida; Brassicales; Brassicaceae
Source: RefSeq, a predicted model, not a curated record